Mercurialis annua (annual mercury) is the source of this 2307-nucleotide messenger RNA. RefSeq names its product coilin. The coding region runs from base 152 to 2125 and encodes 657 amino acids. Gene Ontology annotation, molecular function: U1 snRNA binding; U2 snRNA binding. The transcript has 13 exons. The record is from RefSeq and is a predicted model, not a curated record. Gene Ontology annotation, cellular component: Cajal body. Gene Ontology annotation, biological process: spliceosomal snRNP assembly. Lineage: Eukaryota; Viridiplantae; Streptophyta; Magnoliopsida; Malpighiales; Euphorbiaceae.
GUUGGAAGGCCACCGCCAUGAAAGCCCAAUGGCGACACAUUCAUAGUGUUCUCUCUUCAUGAAACCCAUUUGAGCCGAGGGUUUAACACUCACCUGAAAACACUCUUCUCCUCCAUCAAAAACUCCCCCUUCACCAUACCCACUUGAAAUAAUGGAGACAGUACGGCUCCGUUUAGUAUUCGAUCACAUUCUAAGCAAAUUACAAGACACACAGGGUCUCAAACGUUGCUGGGUUCUCCUUAAACCCCAACACCAGACCAUCUCUGACCUCUCCUCCUAUCUUCUCAAUGCUUUCAGCCUUCAAAAUCACUGCCCCCGUGGCCUUCUCCUCUCGAUGGAAGGGUUCGCUUUGCCUGGGUUUGAGUCUACUUCUAUUUUUAAAGAUAAAGAUAUUAUCAGAGUGGAAAAGAAUGGUGGGCUGGAUUCUGAAAUGGUGAUGCUAGGUGAUGAAGUGAAUAAUGCAUUGGAGGUAGUUGAGAUUGUAGAGACACAGCCUGUGGCUACUACGGGUAUGAAUCUUUUAGCUAAUGAGGAGUUUGAGAAGGAGUGUGGAGGUUAUUUAAGUGAUGAAGAAGAGGAUGAGGUGAAACAAGAAGAUGAGCCGCUGCGGGAGGAAAAUGGUGGUGAAGUAAAAACUGUUUCUAAGAAGCGAAAGGCAGUUAAGAAACUUAAGAGCCCAAAGAAGAAGAAAACUAAAAAAUCUUCUAGUUCUGAGAAGUGUGUAACCCCUGUGAAAGAUAAGGGGAAGAAAGUUUGUUGUGAGCAAAAUGGAACUUUGAGCAUUCCGGAAGUUGGUGAAAAAAGUCAGAGGAAUAAAGCUCUAUCUGAAGCAAAGAGCUUUUCUCGGCCUUUAGAAAAUGGUGAUGCAAGUAUGGAUGGAUCCCCUUCUACUGGAGCGAUUAAAAAGUCCAGUAGAAGUGCUCGACGUAAACAAGCAAUUAGGAGAAGGAAGAAGGAAGAACGUAUAGCUAUGCUUAAAGAGCAACAACAGAGGGUAUUACGUGGAAACUCUCCUCGGAAGGCAUCUGAAAAUGAUAACCAGAGCCUCUCUCAACCUUUGGCUAAAAAAGUAAAUCAAGAAUCUCCUAAGGAAUCUUCUGAUGAAUCUUCUGAGGAAUCUUCUGAGGAAUUACCUGAAAGAGAUGGUGAAAAACUUCAGGAAGAUGGUCAACAGACAGAAAUUGAUAGUGAUUUGGAGGAUGAUGUUGUUCCUAUUGUGAUAAGGCCAGGACAUAUUCGCUUUGAACCUCUCAGUAAAGUGCAUGCUGCUGAUCAGACCGUGCAGCAACCUCAAAUCUCUGUGGAGACAUUUCAAUGGAAUGGCAUAACAAGCAAAAAGAAGGGUCAGAAAUGGGGUACAGAAAAAGCAGCAUCUUACAAAAGGAAUGAUUAUAGAAAUUCCAAUCAAGAGUGUGCAGUAUCUUACAAAAGGAAUGAUUAUAGAAAUUUCAAUCAAGGAGAGUGUUCUAACUCUAAGAUGUGGCAUGAUGGAGCAAAACCUGCAGUUGAUCGUAUCGACUUUGAGAAGCUUGAAUUCUAUACGACGUCACCUAAGGUAGGAGACGUGAUUGCUUAUCGUUUGAUUGAACUGUCAUCGUCCUGGACACCUGAAUUGUCAUCCUAUCAAGUAGGGAAGAUAUCAACAUAUGACAUGCGGGCCAAUAGGGUGCGGCUUGUGCCCGUACCAGGAUAUCCAGUGAUUUCUGAGGAGCCUGAUGGCGAUGCAUCUGCUAUACAAGGGACCACCCAUUAUGCAAAGGAUGGCUCUUUAUGGAUAGACUUUUCAUCACUUCUUGAAGUUCGUCUUGUCACCCAAGUCAACUCGAAUUCAGUAAAACCAAUCGCUGGUGGAGUUGAUGAAGUCUCUGUCAGAGAGCAGGACAAUGCAACAGGAUCCCGAUCCAACAAUGGCAAUGAAUCUCAUGCUCCUGUCCAAGAGAACGGGAAAGUAAAUUCAUGGGAAGAUAUUAGCCAGGCUUUGGAUGCAAAGAAAGCAGAGCUAGCUCAGGAGGAUAAAUGGAACAAGGCGGAGAGUUCGGGCAAGAAACCAUGGUCCUACCGGGCAUUGAGAGGCAGUGCACUUGGUCCAACAAUGGCUUUAUUAAGAUCACAAAAUGAACUAUGACUUUAAAACUAAUAUGAUUUUGGUAACUUUCAGACUUGUUCUAUGAGAUUUUAAGGUUUUUGAGCCUUUGAAGGUCCCAAGUAUUGGGCUUAAUAACAGAGAGCGUAAGUUUUGUAUAUAGUGCUGUUAUGUCUCUAUAUUCUUUCAGUGAUCAGUAAAUGUAGGCUCCCCCUUUCUUGUUC